UGAACUACACCACAUUUAGGCUUAGUAACAAUAGUUGAAGAAUAUUAUAAAAUGGCUAAAAAUACAGCUGGGUUUGGGUUUCGAAAAAUUGAUGUGGACCAAUAUAAUGAAGAUUUGUAUAAAGAUGAAGAAGGAAGUGAAGCACCAUCACCCCCAGCAGGACCUGAUGAACACGAGAUUAUGUCAUAUUUGAAUCAAGGCAAAAACAUUGAUGCUUUGAAAGUUGUUUUACGAACAGCUCCUAUUGGGUCAAAAAAUCCUAGUGUAAAGGAUGCAGCUUUCACUCUAGUCAUGAAAGUCCUUCUGGCUGUCAAAACUAGUGAGAUGGAAAAAGCUGUGAACUGCUUAGAUAGGGAACUGGUAGAUAUAUUAAUGAAGUACAUAUACCGAGGAUUUGAGUGUCCAUCAGAAGGUAGCAGUGCCCAUCUUUUAGCCUGGCAUGAGAAGGCAUAUGCUACAGGAGGGGUCGGCUCAAUUGUAAGAGUGUUGACCGAUAGGAAAAAAGUGUAGCUUUAUGGAAAGCAAGAUUAUUUAGGGUAGUUCUUAGAUCUAGAAGUAAGAACCUAUAAAAACAAAAGUUGUGUGUGUCAUUAUAUAUUAUUUGGAUGAGUGAUUGAAAGAAAAACAAAAUCCCAAUAUUAAAAGUGGCAUUUACUAUAAUGAAAAGAUCUCAAUUUUUGUCCGAGCACUUCAAAUGAAAUGUGUACCCAAUUUGUAAAUCUGUAAUUUUUGGGGGGAGCUAAAUUACCAUUGAUUUUUGAAUUUUUUUUAGGUUUUACAAAUAAAGCCCCAGUCCAUUACCAUAAUUGUAGAUUACAUUUAUCUUUACACAAUAGUUUUUAGACUUUUACGAAUGCUAAUAAAGUUGUUUUCGUUUUUUUAUCUUUAUAUUUUACUGAAAAAUGUGUUAUCACAGAGUCAAGGCUCCUGUAGUUUAAAAAACGUCCGUAUUUAAUUUUUGAUAAUAGAUCUGAAAAUGAGUAUCUCAAUUUUGUUUUUUUACGUUAAAGUGAGUAAGAAGUAUACCUACGUAUUUAAUUAAAUUUGUUUGUUUUCAGUAAGCAGAUAUAAAUGUGUGAUGUAGUGUAGCUAGUUUGUUAAGCAUUUUAAGCUGUAUCCUAAAAAAUAAUAUAAUGUUUAGUGUAUUGUUCAUGUACAGUUUGCUUGCUUAAUGACGUAUAAUUGUGACAAUCAGUUGAAAAGCGUAACAGAGGAAAUUAAUACCUUUGGUGACGUCCAGUGAUAUUUUUCUGAAAUCCUACAGAUAUUUUUUUUUCCUCCAUAAUUCUAGUGUAGAGGUAGUAUAUAUGGCACUGAAUUAGUCCAGCAUAAUUGAGUCCACAAAUAACAUCUACGAAGUUUCAAAGUACUUGCUUCAUUUUGAUUUGAUGAGAUUUGUCCAUUUUUUUUUUAUUGGUUAAAAUAUUUUAUAGUCGUAUAUUUUCAUUCAAGUUAUACUGUUUAAUACCAUCCAGCGUAUUCAAUCAUCCAAAGCAGCUCGACUUGAAGAGAGUAUUAGUAGGCCAAGAUGGUUGUUGGAAACGUUUUUAUGAAAAUAAAACAGUUUUUAAAGAAUUAAAUGCAA
Messenger RNA from Limulus polyphemus (Atlantic horseshoe crab), 1585 nucleotides. RefSeq names its product actin-related protein 2/3 complex subunit 5-like. The transcript is spliced from 4 exons. Gene Ontology annotation, biological process: cell migration; regulation of actin filament polymerization; Arp2/3 complex-mediated actin nucleation. Bases 52 to 510 code for a protein of 152 amino acids. The record is from RefSeq and is a predicted model, not a curated record. Gene Ontology annotation, molecular function: actin filament binding. Lineage: Eukaryota; Metazoa; Arthropoda; Merostomata; Xiphosura; Limulidae. Gene Ontology annotation, cellular component: Arp2/3 protein complex; cytoplasm; actin cytoskeleton.